Messenger RNA from Paramecium octaurelia, 1626 nucleotides. Lineage: Eukaryota; Ciliophora; Oligohymenophorea; Peniculida; Parameciidae. The record is from the annotation of a GenBank genome assembly.
AUGAUUAAAUCUUUAUGCUCUCUUCAUGAGUAAGAAGAAGAAAAGUAUAUUUGUGCCCAUCCUACGUGUCUUAAAUAGACAGAUAAUAAGUUGUCUUGUAGUUGCUGCUUCCAAAUUAAUCAUAGAGAAAAACAAUCUGAAUAGCAUCAAAUAAUAACCUUGUCAGUACUUGAGAAAACAGCUCUGGCAAAUUAUGUAAGCUUUAAAGAAUAUAUGCUUCAAUAAAUUGAAAAGAACUCAGAAUUACAUGUAUAGAUAGAAAAAUAAUUAUCAGAUGUUUUGCUUUCUCUUACUAAUUGGUAAAACAAUCAAAAAAAAAUGUUCAAUGAUAUAACUGAAAAUUCCAGCUAAGUUUUAACUCAAAAUAUACAAAAGGCUGAUAAUCUAAUAAAAAAUCCUUCAUUAGAUACCUAUAUUUAUUUUUAUAAGUUCAAUUAACAAGAAAUAUAGGAUGAAAUGUAAGAUAUUAGGGAUCUAUCGACGAGAUAACUAAAAUAUUAGUUAAAUUAAUUUGAAAUGAAGAGUGAUGUAUUGAUAAAUUAAAGAAAUUUUAUUUAAAGAGAUUAUUUUCUAAGUUUUGCUAAAAUGAAUUACUAAAUAGAAUUGGAUAAUCUAAAUAACUAUUAAUUUGAAUUGUGUGAAAAACAUUUAAGUUAAAAGGAAGUAUUAUGUACUCAUCCGCUAUGUUUAUAGAAAAAUCCAUUAUAAUUAUAAUGCUCGCUUUGUUUUCCAUAAGUUCACAAAGAACAUUAAUAAGAAGAUUAUAUUAAGACUAUUGCCAUAGUAAUGAAAGAAUAAACAGAAAAAAAGGAUCUGAUUGAAUAAUUAAAGAAGAAAUAUCACUAAGAUAUUAAAAAAUCAAUUGAUUUGAAUUUAUAAAAAAUUAAUGAAAGUUAAUAAAAUUAGUAUCAGAAUAAUGAAUAAUAAAAAGAAUAACUAGUACUCUUAGAAUAACAAUAAUUAAGUUGCUUUUUAAAUCCUGAAAUUCCUAACUAUAUUUUUGGCCAUCUUGAUUAGAACCUACUUACAAGAAAUAAAAAAUAAAUUUCUUUUGAUUAUGAUUCGCUUUAUCACAACUAUGAACUUAAAUUAUCUAAGAUUAUUUCGAGCUCAGCCAUUGAUGAACUAAAAUUAUUUACUGAAUUAGAUUUCAAUUCAAAAAUAUUCAAUCAAUACAUCAUUAAUUUAGAAAAUGAUCAUUAAUUAUUAUAACUAGAAGUUUAAGAAAAAGAAUCAAUAAUUUAAUCUAAUAAGCUUAAUAUUUCCGAAAUUAAAUUGUAAUUAGACGCUCUGAAUGAUUCAUUUAAAAAACAGGAAAAAGAAAUUUCUAAUUUGAAAACCCUAAUUUUCGUUUAAUCAGAGUCAUAAAAUACAAAAAAUCAAAAUUAAUAUAAUAGUAUGUCAGAAUAAAUUUCUAAUUUAAAAUCAAAUAUUUAACAAAAUUUUGAAUCAAUGAUUUAAAAAAAUUUUGAAAAGUAGGAUAUGAAUUUUAAGAAUAUUUCUUCAUAAAAUGCUAAUUCUUAAGAAGAUUUAGUAUCUAAAAUUGGAAUUAAUUGUUGGAUAAUUAUAAUUGGGAUGCUUAUCAUGAUUUUAAUUGUUGCUGGUAACGGUACAAAUAAGAGAUGA